UCUCCGAGCAGCUUGGUCCUCCUCUUCCUCUCCAGAGGUUUAAAUUGUGUUAGUUUUUUUUUUUAUUUUUUAGAAAAGAAGUGCCAACAAUUUAAAAAUCCUCAGCCUCACCGGGAGGACCGCACGCCACCGGUGAAGAGUGAAGUUUAAACCCGCAGCUGCUGCUCUGGAGACGGCGGACCCGACCCUUUCACGGUCCCACAUCUCCUCAACCUGUGCUUCUUCAAAUAUAUAAAUUUACAUACAUAUUUUUGGAAGUUUUCGUCGACUUCAGUGAAGUUCCCCCCCUCCCACACACCGGCAUAAUGACUCGGAGAUCCUGUGCGAUUUACGCCACCGGCAUCGUCUGCGCUCACCUCCUGAUCGUGGGGAUCGCCCUGGUCGUCGCUCAGGUCUUCCAAACGAUGAUAAACAGCCGGCUAAAAAAGGAAAUUACUUUGACAGAGAAGAGUCAGAUGUUUGAGUCAUGGAAGAACCCACCCCCACCUGUUUACAUGGAGUAUUACUUCUUCAACGUUACCAAUCCUGAGGAGUUUUUGGCAGGAGGGAAGGCGUCUGUCAAACAGAUCGGCCCUUACACUUACAGGGAAUACCGGCCAAGGGAAAAUGUAACUUUCUUGGAAAACGGCACAAAGGUUUAUGCCCUGAACCCCAAAUCCUUUGUCUUUGUUCCUGAGAAGUCGGCUGGUGACCCCGAGGUCGACAUUAUCAGGACAGUCAACAUCCCAUAUGUGGCGGUGAUGAACGAGAUGAACUCCUACAGCUUCUAUGUGCGGCCCAUGGUGUCCAUGUAUGUAGGCUCCCUGGGCGUUGAAAUUUUCAUGACCCGCACCGUCCAUGAGAUUCUGUGGGGCUUCAAGGACCCUCUCCUUUCAAAGAUCCACAGACUUAAGCGAGAAGUGGAUGAAUACUUUGGUCUGAUGUGGAAGAAAAACGGCACUCAUGAAGGAGAGUUUGUGUUUCACACCGGAGAGCAGAACUACUUGGAUUACGGAAAGAUCGACACCUGGAAUGGCCUGAGGAAAAUGACAUGGUGGUCCUCCAAUCAGAGCAACAUGAUCAACGGCACGGACGGCGCCGUCUUCCACCCGCUCAUCGACAGGAACGAGCUGCUGUACAUCUUCGCCGCUGACCUCUGCCGGUCCAUUCAUCUGGCGUAUGUGGAGGACGUGGAGGUGAAGGGAAUCCAGGCGUACCGCUUCGCCCCCCCCAACGACGUCCUCAUGAACCCCAAGGAAAACCCCACCAACGCCGGCUUCUGCGUGCCGGCGGGAGAGUGCCUGGGCACCGGGGUGCUGAAAGUCAGCGUUUGUCGAGAAGGUGCUCCCAUCGUCGUUUCCUUCCCUCACUUCUACCAGGCCGACCCGGCGUACAUCAACGCCGUCGGCGGGAUGAACCCCAACAAGGAGGAACACGAGACGUACCUGGACUUACAGCCGACUACCGGUGUUCCCAUCCGCGCCUGUAAGAGAGCUCAGCUCAACAUCAUCCUGAAAAGAGUCCCGGGCUUCCCUAAAACGAAGUUCAUCAACGAGACAAUUUUCCCCAUCAUGUUUGUCAACGAGACGGCAACCAUCGAUGAUGACUCUGCGUCUCAGAUGAGGACGCUGCUCCUCAUCCUCACUCUUGUCUCUAACUUCCCGCUGAUCAUCGUGGGGUUGGGGAUCAUCCUGCUGCUGGUGCUUGUUGUGUUAUUCUGCAGGAACCGUCAGAAGAAGAAUGAAGUUAAACGAAUAGAUUUUACCGAGGCUUUUCAUUCUUUCACUACGGCGAAAGACGACACCGCGUACACACAAGUCAGCGACAAGCCGGACGACUCGUCAGAAAAGCCGGCCAACCAGCCGAUGAAGAACGGCUCCUACAUCGCCAUGUCGCCGGUGGAGGCCCAGAAGUGUUGAUUGAGGAUUCCUCUACCCAAGCGUGGAGAUCCAGAGGGCUGUGGGUUGUUUCAUUAGCGUGGGUGGGGGAGGACACAGUGCGACACAAACCCUGGAGAUCGUUUAGCCUACAAAGACAUUGAUCCUCUUCCUGAGCACUCUUCUGACCGUCUAUCCUCCUGCCUGCAGGACUGCAACACAACGCAACCCCUCCCCUGCCGUGCGUAAACACCUCUGUCCUGGCAGACCCUGAACACAGAGGGACUUUUCAAACUGGGAAUGGUUGGAUUCCACCAGGAAUACAAUAAAAAAUUGCUUUUUCCAUAAUUCUACUAAGGGAAAAUUAAAAACUUAGCGUAGUCAUCCCUGUUGCACACGGAUGCAUGAUCCUCUGGGCAGACGCCGCUGGUGAAACUCGGUGUUUCGCUUUAACUCGAACAACAGCGGGUGUCGUUACAGUCGUUUUCUGUCAGUGCUAUGAGAGGAGAAAACUUUGAGCCUUCAGAUUAAAAAUCCCUUACAAACCUGAAAAACCUCCUGGGAUCAGACGAGUUAGCAGAUUUGCAAGCAAACAUAAACUUAAUAUAUUUUGUAAGGAAAGCAUAAAAAAACAACAACUGAGCCUUUUUUUCCAAGACAAGUUUGUGCAUCUCCAGGUUAUUCACAUUGCACUUCCAGUAUGAGUCAGUGAAUCUGUGUGUGCACCUUUAUUUUUAAAUGGACUACUGGUUUUUCCUAAUGCAGGCACAGUUUAAUAUAAAACCUGAAAUACUCGUGACUUUUGACCCUCUUUGUUUUCUCCCAUGUUUUCUUUCCUUGAAACACUAUUUAGAGUGAAAAUCCCUGGUUUGAGGCGUCUUCGCUUUAAAAUUCAUAAAAAUAUUCACAAAUUAUAAAAAAAAAAAGGAAUAAAACACCAACUUAACUUACAAGGGAGACUUGAACCUGUUUCUGCCUUAUCGGGUUCAGCGUAUUCAGAUAAGCUGGAAACACUUCUACUGUACAUAUUUAAAGGGGAACUAACUGAGAUACCUCUGACCAAAUCCAGCUGGCAGUCGCAGGCUUGCCGAGAGACACUAAUUUCACUCUGGUGUCGAUGUUAUUACUGCUACUUAUUAGAGAUGAAAAGCACAAUUUGGAUUGCGGGAAUCUUCUUCUUUUCUUCUUCUUUUGUUUUUGUAUUUGCAGCUGAUUUGUCAGAGACACUGUCAGGUGCCAUGUGUGUUCAGACCCCGGCGUGCCGCUCGCCGCUGUGCACUCACUCAGUUUGCCAAGGAGCUGCAGGCGUUCAGGCAAACUCAGCACACAGCCCUUGAAUCACUGUUCGUCUUACGUCUUCUCUGUGUGUCCGCCACAUUUGUCAAGACUCCCUCCGGCGGUCUCUGGUAGGGAGUGGAUUUAAGGCCAUAAAACUGUCAACCUAAAAAAACUAGUCCUGUACUUUGCCUGGAAAUGUUUUAUUUGUUGUUAUUUGUCCUGAUUGUUUCAAUUCAAGUGGUCCAUUUGUGUUCAGCACAUUUCAAAGGUUUGUCUCUGUGUUAUCUGCUUUCAGACACCUGUUGGGGUGUCUUCUUUUUGAUAUUUUUUUGUAUUUGUUACUGCUGCUAAAAUUGCCAUGACCUAUGGACUCGUAUUUGUAUUCACCACCUCGUGCUCUCAUUGGGUUUCUGGAGGCUUUUUCUUCUGUUGCCAACUUGAGCACAAAGCCCAAAGCUUGCUGCCAUCUAUUAAACUUAGUGAUUAGUUAUCACUGUUUCCAAAUCUAUCAUACUGAAAUCACUCAUGUAUUUAAACAAAGAGGAUCUGAGCAUAUCAUAUGUAUCAUCUUGGGAGCUACUCUGUUUAAACGUCUUUAAAGGGGUUGAGCCACGCUUGCAUCAUCUAUUAUAUUUCCAAUUAAAAAUUCAGAUUAGUUCUGAAUUAUUUUUUUUUUCAGAAGGUGCACCAAAAAUCCUCCCCAAAAAGACAGUUUCUUAAGUUUAUUUGUGCUGAGCGAACAGUUUUAUGAGUAUAUAUUUAACCUCUGAGCCAAAAACCAAUGUUUUCAAGUUAGAUCCAUUCGCUCCAUACAUGCAGCCAACUACCACUUUUUGCAAACUCACAGUUCAUAGUCGUUCACCUUGCUUAAUAUCCCUGAAAAACCUUAAUCCAGGGAGCCGAGUCAUCCUGUUCAAACACGCCGACCCGAUCCGCACUCCACUCCGCUGACCCAUGAGUUUGGCUCGACCAAAGAUAACCCCAAUCGAUCCACUCUGGGCGCUGUGUUUGCUCUCUGUGAUAACUGCUGUGCCACUAAACCGCCACCGCCUAACUUUGACAAGGAGGGAAAAAAAAAAAAAAGAAUUGUGCCACCACUUAUGUGAAGUAUUUGCAACAGUGUUGUCUGAACGCACGUGUGAGUGUGUGCCUUUUUACACUAAGGCGACGGAUUUAAAAAGAAAAAAUAAUGGGUAUUGCUUUCUUUUUCUAAAAAAAAAAAAAACAAACUUGGUGCAGAACAUAAGUAAUCAGUGCUCUUUGAGAAGCAAAAAUCUCAGUGUUAUGUAAGACAAAGCAAUACGGAGUUGUGUGAGGAAAAAAUAAAACAAAUUGUGAAUGUUUCUUUAAAGGGGCCAAGUAAUAUUUAAGUUUUUGAGUUUCUGUUAGUUGUAUUACCUUUCUUCUGUCUGUAGCAUUAUUUAGCCAUUUCUUUUGUCCACCUAUUUCACUGUCUAUCAUUUCAAUUUUUUUUAUUUGUACUGAAAAUGUAAUAAACAUAAGUGUAAAAGAUGGA
This is a messenger RNA of Xiphophorus maculatus (southern platyfish), 4650 nucleotides long. It is a transcript of the gene scarb2a, whose product is annotated as lysosome membrane protein 2-like. Gene Ontology annotation, biological process: protein targeting to lysosome; receptor-mediated endocytosis. The record is from RefSeq and is a predicted model, not a curated record. Bases 306 to 1898 code for a protein of 530 amino acids. NCBI's taxonomy places the organism in Eukaryota, Metazoa, Chordata, Actinopteri, Cyprinodontiformes, Poeciliidae. The transcript is spliced from 13 exons. Gene Ontology annotation, cellular component: cytoplasm; lysosome; membrane. Gene Ontology annotation, molecular function: scavenger receptor activity.